Molecule: messenger RNA, 3995 nt
Organism: Melanotaenia boesemani (Boeseman's rainbowfish)
Lineage: Eukaryota; Metazoa; Chordata; Actinopteri; Atheriniformes; Melanotaeniidae
Gene: mctp2a
Product: multiple C2 domains, transmembrane 2a
Exons: 23
Coding region: 164-3298 (1044 amino acids)
Biological process (GO): regulation of neurotransmitter secretion
Cellular component (GO): synaptic vesicle membrane
Molecular function (GO): calcium ion binding
Source: RefSeq, a predicted model, not a curated record
UCGUGGCUCCUCUACGAGUCACUUCUUGUACUUCCUCAAACACAUCUUUUUCACCAUAGUUAGGAUGGUUGAGCUACCUUCUGGAAAGUUCUCUCGUGGACUAGUUGGAAACUAAAAAAUUGUUCAGCAGACAUCGACCAACCAGGUAUCUUGGAAUUUGAAAAUGGAUACCAAGAAAAAAAACUUACUGGGUAACCUGCGUAUGAAAACCAAGAUACCAAACCUCAAGAAACCUCGUGGGAAGCCACUUGCCAAGCAAGGAAGGAAUCUGGCUCAUCGCCGCAGCAUUUCUGUACCAGACCUAACUUUAGUUCCAGGUGAUGCAGUUUCUGCGAACAGUGCCUUGCUGCCUAGUCCCUCUGAUGCUUUCUCCUUUGGCAUGUCUUCUGGUAUGAGUGAUACUGAUUCUAUUGCUAGUGGCUCAACCACAGAUGGGUCGCUGUUCAUGGAAAAACUAAAUGAUUCAACUACAGACACGGAAAUGGCACUCCGAGUUCCUCAGAUUACUCCCUCUGCAGCUGCUUUCAAGAGAAUGAGUGCACCACCAGAGACUCUGAACUUUUAUGAGAACGUAUUUAACAUGUCAAAUUCAGGCACAGAAAACAACAUGAACUUUCCUCAAGAAGGCCUCUAUGCACAAGUGGAUAAAAGAGCCAAGAAAAAUGUACGAACACUUAGUACUGAACCUACUCUUGAACGAAGAAAUGCCAUUACCAAUGUGCCAACACAAGACCGUGAGAAGAGACUGAGUCUGUCUGCAGAAGGUGCCACAGCAGACUGGGUGCUUUCAGGAAAUCCUGCUACUGGCCUGAACAGAGUAUAUUCCUUUGGAGAUGAAAAGAACACCUACAAGGAAAAGUUAACCUUAAUGCUUGAGCAGAAAAAGCCUUUGUUAGAAAAAGGAAUUCCACCAGCAAUCACAGAAAAUGCUUCUGCAGAUGGGAUGUCUCUUUUAGAUACUCCUUUGGAGAGUGCAGAUGGUACCUCUGUGGAUUCUGCAGGUGGCACUCCCAGUGAGGAGCAAGUCAACGCACCCUGGUCAACAGAAUGGGAUGAAGAGGAAGAAGCUAGUCCUCCUCUGUUAAUGAGGGAGUUAUCCAUGGACGAAGGUCUGCUAGAGUUUGGCCAGGUUGAUGAAUGUCUCGAGGAUGAGAUGUCCUCUGAGGCAUGUGAUCUCUUCGAUGAAAAUGCCAUAGAUCCUUUUGAAAACACGGAGGUCCUGAACCCUGGCUUGGAUGUCCCAACACCUGCCCUAAUUCAGAGGUACCUCUUGAGCAUCAAUCUAAAGCAGGGAAAGAACCUGGUUAUCAGAGACAAGCGUUCUGGUACAAGUGAUCCAUAUGUCAAGUUCAAACUUGAAGGAAAGCAGUUCUACAAAAGCAAAGUGGUUUAUAAAAAUCUGAAUCCUCACUGGAACGACUCCUUCUCUCAUCCUCUCCGAGACAGGGAGCAUGUUGUGGAUGUUCGGGUUUACAACAAAAACCUGACUGCUGAUGACUUCAUGGGUUCCAGCACUAUUUCUUUGAAAGACCUGGAAUUGCACAAAACCUAUGAAAUGGAGCUGCCUCUUUAUGAUCGAAAAAGCAAAGAGGAUGACAUGGGAGUUAUUCUCGUUGAUGUCUGUUUAAUGUACAGAGAUGCCACCAUCAAAAGAGGCCAUAGAUUUCUUCUAAAAAAGAACAAGGCCACAUCACCUCGCCUGGCGGACACACAAAAGAAUCAGCUGAAGAACAGGACCUGGACCGGGGUACUCCAUAUCACCUUGGUGGAGGGACAGGACCUGCCGCAGUAUGGCCAUGGUGACAUUUACGUUCGCUUUCGCCUUGGUGAUCAGAAAUAUAAGAGCAAGAACCUUUGCGUUCAAGCGAAUCCUCAGUGGAGAGAGCAGUUUGACUUCAAUCAAUUUGAAGAUAACCAGGAACCUCUUCAGGUGGAGGUGUUCUUAAAGAGAGGGAGGAAAGGAGAAGAAUCAUGGGGGAUGUUUGAGAAUGACCUGUCGAGGCUUCCUGUUAAUGAGAGGCAGUUUUACACACAUGCACUGGACCCUGGAAAAGGAAAACUGGUGUUCCUGGUCACCCUGAGACCUUGUUGGGGGGUGUCCAUCUCUGACAUUGAAAAUUCUGCCUUGUCAAAUAAUGAAAAGAGAGACACAGUGAUUAAGAAAUUUAGUUUAAGAAACUCUCACAGGUCUUUACGAGAUGUUGGCUUCCUUCAGGUCAAUGUUAUAAGAGCAAAUGAUCUUCCUGCUACUGACCUCAAUGGAAAAAGCAAUCCCUUGUGUGUUAUUGAGCUCGGGAACUGCAAACUUCAAACUGACACUGCCUACAAGACCCUCAACCCAGAGUGGAACAAAGCCUUUACAUUCCCAAUUAAGGACAUUCAUGAUGUGAUAGAGUUUACGGUUUUUGAUGAAAAUGGAGAGAAAUCAGCAAACUUUCUGGGGAAAGUGACCAUUCCUUUACUGAGUGUUAAGAAUGGCCAGCAGAUAUGUCUGUUCUUGAAGAAAGAAGACCUCGGAAGAGCUUCUAAAGGAACCAUUACAUUGGUGCUGGAGGUUAUCUAUAACAAAGUCAGAGCUGGUAUCAGAACCUUCCAACCAAAGGAGGAAAAAUUAAUUGAGGACAACCCAAAGUUCAACAAAAAGGUUCUUGCCAGGAAUAUAUAUCGGGUUCGAAAAAUCAGCACAGCAGUUCUGUACACGUUACAGUACAUUAAAAGCUGUUUUCAGUGGGAGAGCACGCAACGGAGUCUAAUAGCCUUUCUGAUUUUCCUCGUGACUGUGUGGCACUGGGAGCUCUUCAUGAUGCCUCUCUUCCUCCUUCUGCUUAUUGGCUGGAAUUACGUCCAACUCUCUACAGGAAAGGCAAGCUCCAACCAGGACUUGGUGAACAUGACCAUGGGUGACGAUGAAGAGGAAGACGAGAAGGAAUCGGGAAAAAAGGGCUUGAUGGAUAAAAUACACAUGGUGCAGGAAGUGGUGCUGGUUGUCCAGACUGUCUUGGAGGAAAUUGCAAAUAUCGGCGAGAGAACCAAGAACAUAUUUAACUGGUCUGUACCAUUCCUGUCAGGCUUGGCCUGCCUGGUGCUGUUUGUGGCAGCAACGCUGUUAUAUUUCAUCCCACUGAGAUACAUUGUGCUGCUAUGGGGCGUUAACAAAUUUACGAAGAAGCUGCGCAGCCCAUAUACUAUUGACAGUAAUGAAAUACUGGAUUUCCUCAAGAGGGUGCCAUCUGAUAUUCAAAAGGUGCAGUACAGUUUGCUGAGAGCGCCCACCAGCCAGAACCGGAAGAAGAAGUAAGCACGGCAGGUACUCCAGAUAAAAGACUGGUCUUUCUUUUUUUUUUUUCCCCCCUCUAAUGUGGUACAAUGCAGUCCACCUGACAGCAACACUCCAGUGCCAGCCAAACCCAUGACCCUGCAUACCCCACCACACCACCCUAACUCUGCCCCCUGCUGCUGAGGGGCAGCCAGCCGCUCUCUGGCUUGUGUGUUUGCCACCCCCCUGACAGGGGCUGUGAACUGCAGCAGCGAGCAGGGCAGCACAUGGCGCUGUCAAUCACAAGCUUGGAGGUAAAGAAAAGAGAGCAACGCAGUAGCUCAGCCUUCAUCUUUGGGUGUAAUUUAAAAAGGGAACGGACGAUGCUGGGUUUGGCUUACCCAAGAACCUCACUGUUAUGAUUUUUUUUUUCCUUUGGUGUAACUAAGAAAUUUGGCUCGAGGUAAAGAUAAUGAGUUUAUAAGUGUAUUGAUAUAAUAAAAAGUAAUGUAUUAUUUAAUCAAUGAAAAUUAAUAUAUUUCCUUACACAUUAAAAAUAUUUGAAACUCUAUAUUACUAUGUCUCAUGCUAUAAAUUCUCUGUAUGUAUUAACUCCUGCUGCAAUAUUCUGAAGUAUUUCUUUGACUUUUUAUGUAAGAUUCAUAUAAAAGUUAAGUACCAUAUUUACACCAUCAAAUGGAGAUUUUGCCAGAGUCUUGAAUAAAGAACCUUGAUCAGU